This is a messenger RNA of Kockovaella imperatae, 3546 nucleotides long. Its product is annotated as DNA-directed RNA polymerase i polypeptide 2. The record is from RefSeq and is a predicted model, not a curated record. The coding region runs from base 1 to 3546 and encodes 1181 amino acids. The transcript is spliced from 13 exons. NCBI's taxonomy places the organism in Eukaryota, Fungi, Basidiomycota, Tremellomycetes, Tremellales, Cuniculitremaceae. Gene Ontology annotation, molecular function: DNA binding; DNA-directed RNA polymerase activity; ribonucleoside binding. Gene Ontology annotation, cellular component: nucleus; RNA polymerase I complex. Gene Ontology annotation, biological process: DNA-templated transcription.
AUGACCUCGUUCGACCCUCUAGCUCCAAAUACUGCAUCGUCAUCUAGAGAUACAUCCUCGUUCCGCACUCUCACCCGUGAACGAGCUUUUCGACAUCCACCCAAAGUCGGUUCCGAUGUCCCGGCUCUAGAUACACUUGUCGCACCGCACAUCGACAGCUUUAACGCUCUGAUCGAGGAUGACGCCCAUCCGAACGGCAAAGGGCUCCUGCAAGUUGGCGUGGAGGAUAUAGGCGAAAAGGUUGUCUUUGAUGGACAGUCAAAUGAUACUCUACCAUUUGGGUCAAAGAUCACUUACUGGAUCGACAAGGUUGUACUUGCCAAACCUCUUGUGCCUGAGAAGGACAAGCUCGCCAUGGAGCGUCGCAUAUUCCCCUCAGAGGCUCGAGAGCGGAUGACUUCUUAUCGCUCCCGACUGUCUGUGAAUCUCAAAUGGCGAGUGACAGACGAAGACGGGACUUCGAUAGAACACGAAGAGUUGAAAGAUUGUGGAUUGCUACCAGUCAUGGUCCGAAGUCUUCGCUGUAACAUCCGUGACAUGUCAGCGGCAGAGCUGGUUCGACACGGAGAAGAAUCCUCUUCUUUUGGGGGCUACUUCAUUGUGAAUGGGAACGAAAAGCUCAUUCGACUUCUCGUCCUGCCUCGACGGAAUCAUCCUAUCAACCUCUACCGACCAUCAUUCGCCAAACGUGGGAUAGGUUACACUCCCUACGGCUGUCAGAUCCGAAGUGUCCGACCUGAUCAAACAUCCUGUACCAACACCAUCCAUUACCUCUCAUCAGGAGGGGCCACUCUCCGAUUCGUAUGGCGAAAGGUCGAAUACAUGAUCCCUCUCAUGUUAAUUCUGAAAGGAUUAUGCGAUGCGUCGGACAAAGAGAUUUUUGAAGGAUUGGUUCAGGGCGAAUAUGACAACACGUUCUUGACGGAUCGAGUCGAGUUGCUCCUCAGGAGUCAGAAGACUUGGGGAUUGCAUAUCGGUACUCAGGUCUUGGAUUACCUCGGCGACAAAUUCCGUGUCGUGCUCGGAUGUCCAGAAGAUUGGACAAAUGUUCAAAUCGGAUCAUUCUUGCUUCAAAAGGUGGUAUUGGUUCAUCUACCUGCACCUCGGGACAAGUUCAGAAUGCUCUUAUUCAUGCUUCGCAAGCUUUAUUCCCUGGUCUCUGGCGCGACGAUCGCCGACAAUCCAGACUCGGCUCAGCAUCACGAGGUCUUGCUCCCUGGCUUCCUCUACGGCAUGAUCAUCAAGGAACGUUUUGAGGAAUGUCUCACAGCCGUUCGCGGACAGGUUCUGAGAGACAUCAGAGAGAAGAAGGUGAAAGAGUUCAAGUCUCCGAGAUAUUUCCAAUCUGUCCUCGCAAAGACUAAUUGGGAUGUCGGAGCUCGUCUAGCUUAUUUUCUCGCUACCGGCAAUCUCAUCUCCCCCACGGGCCUGGAUCUUCAACAGACUUCAGGAUACACCAUUGGAGCGGAGAAACUUAACUUUUACCGAUAUCUCAGUCAUUUCCGAUCCAUCCAUCGAGGAGCCUUCUUUGCAGAGCUGAAGACCACGACCGUCAGAAAACUCAUGCCGGAAUCAUGGGGCUUUCUCUGUCCCGUCCACACGCCAGAUGGAUCGCCUUGUGGAUUGCUCAAUCACUUGUCGCACACAUGUCAGCUCAUUACAUCUCAAAUUGACGCUUCUCAUAUCCCUGGUCUUCUCUCUGCCCACGGCAUGACCCAAGCUUUCGCUUCGAACCUCGACGGAAAGCGCAAUGUUGUGGUCCAAUUGGAUGGGAAGAUCAUCGGUUGGAGCUCACCUGCUCAGGCUAAAACCCUUGCCCACCUGUUGCGGAGGCUGAAGACGGAGGGUAACAAGAAAGUCCCAUUGGAUCUAGAGAUUGGCCUGGUUCCAGUUACGAAGGGUGGACAGUACCCCGGUCUGUAUCUUUUCAGUGGACGUGCCAGGAUGAUGCGGCCAGUCACCUAUAUCGCCAAUGGCAAGAUGGAUCACGUCGGAUCAUUCGAACAGGUGUAUAUGGAUAUUGCCUGUACGACGGAAGAAAUCCAGAACAUCUCGACCCACGUCGAACUGGACCCGACAAGCGUCUUGUCCGUCAUCGCUAAUCUUACCCCGUUCUCCGACUUCAACCAGAGUCCGCGAAACAUGUACCAGUGUCAAAUGGGUAAACAAACGAUGGGUACACCGUCUACCGCCCUGAGUCGUCGUACAGACAAUAAGAUGUACCGACUGCAAACUGGUCAAACGCCUGUGGUCCGACCGGUAUUACACGAUCACUACGGCUUCGAUCUCUUCCCGAACGGGACCAAUGCCAUUGUCGCUGUCAUCUCAUACACUGGUUACGAUAUGGAGGACGCCAUGAUUCUCAACAAGUCAGCACAUGAACGAGGAUUCGGAUAUGGAACAAUCUACAAAUCUGAAAUCAUUGAUCUGAAGCAAGAACGCUCAUCCGGAGCUCUUCACUUUGGUCUUGGCAGAGAUGUCAAGGCUACUUCAACGUGGCACGACUUUGUCGGUAAGGAUGGAUUGCCCCAACCCGGAGUCAAGAUUCAAUCUGGUGAUCCGCUCUGCGCUUUCAUCGACGACGUCAGUGGGAAGACCAGAGUCCACAAGUACAAAGGCGAUGAAGUGGCGUAUAUCGACCAAGUCCGACUUCUCGGGUCCGAUGCUGGCGACGCUGAGCUUCAGAAGCUUCACAUCAAGUUGAGAAUCCCUCGUGCACCCGUCAUUGGAGACAAGUUUUCCUCUCGACACGGUCAAAAGGGAGUGUGUUCGCAAAAGUUUCCAGCAAUCGAUAUGCCAUUUACGGAGAGUGGGAUGCAACCUGAUGUCAUCAUCAACCCUCACGCUUUCCCCUCGCGUAUGACGAUCGGUAUGUUCGUCGAAAGUAUCGCUGGGAAGGCGGGAGCUCUACACGGAAUCGCUCAGGACGCCACGCCUUUCAGAUUCUCAGACGCCGAUCGUCCGACGCAAUACUUUGGAGAACAAUUGUUGGCCGCUGGUUACAAUUACGCAGGCAACGAGCCCAUGUACUCUGGUAUCACCGGCGAGGAAUUCACCGCGGACAUUUACAUUGGUCUGGUAUACUAUCAACGUUUGAGACACAUGGUCAAUGACAAGUUCCAAGUCCGGACUACUGGUCCUGUGGACCCAUUGACUCGACAACCAGUCAAGGGACGUAAACGUGCCGGUGGUAUCCGAUUCGGAGAAAUGGAGCGAGAUGCCUUGAUCGCCCAUGGAACGUCGUUCCUCCUCCAAGACAGAUUAAUGAACUGCUCUGAUUACUCGACCGCUUGGGUCUGCCGUAAAUGUGGCAGUUUGAUCUCUCUCGGAUUCGAUGAAGUAGGAGCCAAGGAGGGCAAAGCCGAAUAUUGCAGAGUAUGCGAAGAUGAGCACGGUGACAAGGUCGCUGCGGGAAAGAGACACCAAGUCGUUGUCAAGGGAGAGCGAAAGGGAGAAAUGGAUGUCAUCAGUGUGCCGUACGUGUUUAGGUAUUUGUGCGCGGAAUUGGCCUGCAUGGGUAUCCGUCUGAACGUCACGUUGAGCUAG